Trichechus manatus latirostris (Florida manatee) is the source of this 1712-nucleotide messenger RNA. RefSeq names its product lipid droplet assembly factor 1 (gene LDAF1). NCBI's taxonomy places the organism in Eukaryota, Metazoa, Chordata, Mammalia, Sirenia, Trichechidae. The transcript is spliced from 5 exons. The record is from RefSeq and is a predicted model, not a curated record. Bases 108 to 662 code for a protein of 184 amino acids.
CCUGCUCCGGCUCUGCCUCCCUUGGCUCCGCCUGCAGAAGGGAGUGCGCGUGGGCUGGGGACCACGGGGCCCAGGACCAGUGACAGCAAGAGAGAGAGCGCCAUGUGAUGUUUGACUGUGCCCUGUGCUCACUGGUAGAAGAAUUAAUCCCCAGGGAAACUAAAGUGGGUUUCAGGAUGGCAAAAGAAGAGCCCCAAAGUAUCUCAAAGGACUUGCAGGAGCUGCAGAAGAAGCUGUCUUUGCUGAUAGAGUCCAUCCAGACUAACUCAAAGGUGGUUGCCUUUAUGACAUCUCCAGUGGGUCAGUACUUGGACAGGCAUCCUUUUCUGGCCCUCACCUUGCUGAUGUUCAUUGCCAUGUCAGCUGUUCCAGUUGGGUUCUUCCUGCUCCUUGUGGUGCUUACGUCCCUGGCUGCUUUUGUGGGAGUCAUAUUACUGGAAGGACUGGUCAUUUCUGUGGGUGGCCUCUCACUGCUUUGCAUCCUCUGUGGCUUGGCCUUCGUAUCACUUGCCAUGUCGGGGACAAUCACCGUGUCUUACAUGGUAGUCUCCAGCCUCAUCAGCUACUGGUUUUCUCCCAGCUCAUUGGCACAGCAAAACCCCAGUGGCAACUGUCGACUGUCUAUGAAGUCCACAGACUUUGAGGGGCUGUACCAGGAAUGACCAGCCUGAACAGAACCAAAGCUUUUUUCACAAGCAUGUCUGGAUCAUACUCAGCCCUUGGGAUUAUGACUUUGAGGGGGCGACUGGGUAGUCAGGCAUUUCUGGAAUGCAUCCUCUAGCGUUUUCACUUACUGUCUGAAGGAUCCUACAGUGGCCAAUUUGGCGAUCUUGUGUCAAUUUGAUUCGGGUGGUUGACCCACCCUCACCUGGAGAAUCAGCAGGGAAAUGGUGUGCCAGCUCCAUAGCUCCUUCUGCCUCUCACCUUUGAGCUCGCAAGUAUGCAGACUUGACCUUGGCAGAGGCCUGGGUCUCUAGAGCCCUGCAGCUUGACCCCUAAAGCCUCAGAGCUUGGAUCCAAAGGUCCAAUCUGGGGAACCGUGGAAUCUUUUUUUUAAAAGAAAAGAGGGAAGCAGUUUGUUUCUUCAUUCAUUUGAAACAAGAUGGGGGAAAAAAACACAGAGCAAACUCUUCUGCCUUAUUAGCUUUUUAUGAGAAAGAACAGCAACAUUUGGAAUAAUGACCACUAUGACAAAAUCAGAAAAUAGGGUCAAAACUUAACUUUAUGGCCAAGAGUGUUUGCUUUUUUUCUUUUUUUAAGUCUAAAGGUAUAGUUUCCACUGUUACUAUUGAGUACUGUUAAGUAUUGUUAAUCUGCAAACAUUUGCACUUGAUACACUUUUAUAUUGUUUUAAAGAACUUGUCCUGUUAAGCCAUUUCUUCAAAAAGUCCUAUAAAAACUGCUAAAGGACUAUAAAAAAUAAAAAAUCCUGUGGGGUUUCUGCUUCAGUGUUUUAUUUGAUGUGGCAUUUUAUUAAAUAUUUACUUAGGUGGGACUUUUUUUCCUUUGCUCUUUUUCUUCCCCUCUCUGCAUCAGACCCACUUUUUCUUUCUCUGUCAGUUUCAUUGUGUAUGCUGAGUAAUACAGCUAUGAGUCGGAACUGACUCAACGACACCUAACAACAACAACAGCAGCUAUUUGGUGAGAGUCAGCCCACUUUAAGUAGCUUUAAAAGGGGACUGGGGAUGAAUUGUUUCACUCAGUUAAAAGCC